Molecule: messenger RNA, 1101 nt
Organism: Saccostrea echinata
Lineage: Eukaryota; Metazoa; Mollusca; Bivalvia; Ostreida; Ostreidae
Product: probable serine/threonine-protein kinase clkA
Exons: 3
Coding region: 19-1017 (332 amino acids)
Source: RefSeq, a predicted model, not a curated record
GCCGCUCAUUCUUGCACAAUGUCUAAAUCUUUCCUGGUAUUAGUUCUCUUGUUUGGAGUAUCGAUUGCCUACAAUGGAAGUAAUAGAAAUGGCAGAAUGAUUGGUCGUAGACUAAAUGGUCUCAACAGUAAUGGACUAAAUGGCAACAGCAAUGGUGCCAGCAACAACCGUUUGAACAGCAAUGGUUUUAACAGAUUCAACACCAUUGGUUUGAGUGGAUUAAGCAACAACAGGUUUAGUGGAUUCAACAAUAAUGGUUUCAAUGGGUUCAACAAUAACGGUUUUAAUAAUGGUUUUAAUGGUUUCAACAACAAUGGUUUCAAUAAUGGUUUUAACAACAAUGGUUUCAACAACAAUGGUUUCAAUAAUGGAUUCAACAACAAUGGUUUCAAUAAUGGUUUCAACAACAAUGGUUUCAAUAAUGCUUUUAAUAAUGGUUUCAGCAACAAUGGUUUUAAUAAUGGUUUCAAUAAUGGUUUCAACAACAAUGGUUUUAAUAAUGGUUUCAAUAAUGGUUUCAACAAUGACUUUUUUAAUGAUGGUUUCAACAACAAUGGUUUUGGCAACAAUGGUUUCAAUGGCUUCAAUAAUGGUUUCAACAAUUUUUUUAAUGAUGGUUUCAACAAUAAUGGUUUUGGCAACAAUGGUUUCAAUGGCUUUAACAACAAUGGUUUUGACAAUAAUGGUUUCAAUGGCUUCAAUAACAAUGGGUUCAACAACAAUGGCUUCAAUGGGUUAAACAAUGGCUUUGAUGGGCUGAACAACAAUGGUUUCAAUGGGUUCAACAACAAUGGUUUCAAUGGGUUCAACAACAAUGGUUUCAAUGGGUUCAACAACAAUGGUUUCAAUGGAUUUAACAAUAACAAUGCUUUUAGUGGACUCAACAGUAAUGGACUUAACAACAAUGGUUUAAGUAACAAUGGUCUUACAAACAAUGCACUCACUAACACUGGUGAGAACAACAAUGGGGCAGCGGGAGGCAUUGAAAGUGGACAAGGACGACAAACAUAUGGCUAAAUAGACGAGAAUUCUUAAGAUGCAAUCAUAUACAAAUUAAAAAUAAGACUCAGAAUGUGUUCUUGGAUUAAAAUAUUUCUUAUA